AGUGUGACUGUGACCGUCGACCCGUAUGUACCAGCGGGCGGCGCUCACCAGGUUUAUUUGUAAAAGACGUGUAGUAGUUAGCGGCAUAAUAAACUUGAACCUGUUGCAAGCUGAACACUGUAACAUAAUACAGUACAGUACAGUGCUGCCAAGAUAAAGAUCUUGACAGUUUUUGUGAUAACUAGUGAUUGUUAAGCGAGUGGUGUCCGCCACAAGAGGCAGACCUGUGUGGCCGCCCGUACACUCGUGUUAUGUGUUAAACUGGAGCAUCACGCUCCUGGCUUUAUGGCUUGUUGGUUGUGUGUGAAGCUAACAAAGACAGUCGUAGGCUGUGAGUGUGCGUUACGUAGUUUAGACCGGAAGUAACCUUAUAAUACACUGUGUUGUGGUAGACUAGUGUACAGUAGUGGACUAUAUUGAGGGUUUGGUGAAGUGACACUACAGCCGGCGCGACCUGAGACAGGGGCAAUGUCGCGGUCGGCUUCAGUGUCGGUGCCCCGGCGGGAGUUGUACGUGGUGCCUGAGAGGCGAGCGUCCCUGGAGCUGGAGGACGUGCCUCGUCACCUGCACCACGACCAGCAGCGGGAGUACGACUCCUGGCCCUGUGACUCCUUCUUCCUGCUGCCUGACGCCGUGCUGGCCAUGGACGCCGGGGCCUUCCGAGCAGAUCUCAUGUCACUAGACCCAGCUCUCUCGGCCUCCCUGCCGGACUGGGACCUACCAGGGUUGACAGGUCGCACCGCCUCCCCAGCACAAGACUUUCCGCACAAAACUCGCGCACAAAGUGCUCACCUGUCACACCACCGCGCUGACCGCCGCUCUCUCACCCUACUCGACCAUCACGAGGGCCUCACCGUCCACUCCGCCGGCCAAGGCACCGUCCUUAUAGGUAAGUCUUCCCGUUCUUUAUCCCCGAGAAAAACCACGACACUGUCUUGUUAGGUGAGUCAU
Homarus americanus (American lobster) is the source of this 951-nucleotide messenger RNA. RefSeq lists its product as uncharacterized. The transcript is spliced from 2 exons. Bases 469 to 942 code for a protein of 157 amino acids. Lineage: Eukaryota; Metazoa; Arthropoda; Malacostraca; Decapoda; Nephropidae. The record is from RefSeq and is a predicted model, not a curated record.